Molecule: messenger RNA, 897 nt
Organism: Asparagus officinalis (garden asparagus)
Lineage: Eukaryota; Viridiplantae; Streptophyta; Magnoliopsida; Asparagales; Asparagaceae
Product: autophagy-related protein 8f
Exons: 6
Coding region: 166-537 (123 amino acids)
Biological process (GO): cellular response to nitrogen starvation
Source: RefSeq, a predicted model, not a curated record
AGGCUCCCCCUUUGAAGUCCAAAUACGACACGCUUCGUAUUCUGAAAAAAUACUAUAAAAAUAAGAAACUAACUUCUAGAGAGAGAGAGAAAUCUUGAACCUACCUCGAUCGAGUUUUGGAAUCCCCGAAUUCCUAAAGCAAAAGGAACAGUGUUGAAGGAGGAGAUGGCGAAGAGUUCGUUCAAGCUUGAGCAUGACUUUGAGAAGAGACGGGCUGAAGCGGCGAGAAUCAGGGAUAAGUACCCAGAUAGAAUUCCGGUGAUUGUGGAGAAGGCAGAGAGAAGCGACAUACCAAAUAUUGACAAGAAAAAGUAUCUGGUUCCAGCAGAUUUGACGGUGGGGCAGUUUGUAUAUGUAAUUCGCAAGAGAAUCAAACUAAGCGCAGAGAAGGCUAUUUUCAUCUUUGUAGACAAUGUGCUUCCACCUACAGGGUCCGUGAUGUCAACCAUUUAUGAUGAGAAGAAAGAUGGAGACGGGUUUCUUUAUGUGACCUACAGCGGAGAGAACACAUUCGGAGGGCUUCAGCCUGUGUUUUAGGUUCCCGACAACGGCUGGCGCUAUUGCAAGCUCUCGAUCGCUGCUGUACUCUUUAUUUUCUGCAAAAAUCAGUCUCGCCUCGCGAGCGAGCGAGGCGUCUUGAGAAGCGAUUUGAAGUUGUGUUUGUAGUGUGCGCUUCUGUGUAUAGCUUUUAACUGAAUCAGACGGUUUGGAGAAAACAGUGGAUAUGCUCCAAAUUGUUGAUGUGUGUAUUGGAUCUCAUUUCACACUGAUGCUUGAUGUGCUGGAAUUUGAACAGAACUUUCAGGGACUGGUUGAAUUGAGGACCAUGGGACAAGGUGCUCACACAAAACUGGGGACAUCUAAAUUAAUGGAGACAAAGCCUUGGAUCUACCCUUA